UUCAAUUACCCUAGCUCACGUAUCUGAUCCGAGCUUCGAAUUAGCUCCCUUGGGUACCGGGUGCUGCUCCGGAUUGCCAACGCGCCGGUGGUGGUGAUGGUAUCGGGAGACCAGGCUCCGGAAGAGAAGUACCCUACCUCGGCAGCGGCGGCGGCGGCAACCAUUAAUCCCGUGCUGCUAGCAUUGGCGUGCUGUGGCAACUCGGGGGGACUGGGUUAUUUUCUCCACGGAGAUGAAGGCGCGCAGCAGUAUCGGAUGGACAGCCAAGGUCAAGAACUUAUCGCCAAUGCUGUGAUGAUCUCCGGCGACGGGAGCCUGCCUUCCGACGAUGUAGAAGAAGGCGCUGCCGUGUCGGCGCUGUCUGCCUCGUCCGUCCUGGAGGGGGUCACCGCCGAAGGGGACACCGCGCUCCACGCCGUGGCCUGCUCUGGUGACGGCGACAACUUCCUGAGGAGCGCAGAGGUCAUCUGGAAGGCCAAGAACCUCCUUUUCUCGCAGAAUAACAACGGCGACACGCCUCUGCACUGCGCCGCACGGGCGGGGAACUCCCGCAUGGCGCUUCAUCUCAUCGCUCUUGCUAGAGGAGAAGACGGCAGCGACAGCAACAGAGUGAAGGCGAUGCUAGAAAUGGAGAACAAGCUCAUGGAGACGGCUUUGCACGACGCCGUCCGGAUUGGGAAUAAUGAUUUGGUCAAGAUGCUGAUGGAGGAGGACUCCGAGCUGGCCUGUUUCCCAAAAGGCGGCACUUCAGCUCUCUACAUAGCCGUCCUGACGGAGAAUACAACCAUUGUGGAGACACUGUAUCAAACGAGCCACGGGAAUCUCUCCUACUCUGGUCCAAAUGGGCAAAAUGCAUUGCAUGCUGCUGCACUCCGAGGCCCAGUACUUACAGGAAUGCUGCUGGAAUGGAAAAAGGGUCUUUCGACACAAAAGGAUGAAAAUGGGAGUACUCCUCUUCACUUUGCGGCAGCUCUCCUUGAUGAUACAAACCAAGUGCCUCAAGACAACUUAUCUUUGCAUUCAGAGGAAGCCAACCCUGCCAAAAGAAAGGGGCAAACUCCUCUUUGCUUCUCUGUGUCUCUGCUACGCAGAAGCCGGCAAAGAAGCGUCUGUUGGCAAUUGCUGAACGCUAACCCGGCCGAACUAUAUCAACCGGACUGCCAUGGGAUGUACCCCAUACAUGUCGCCGCCUCUAUGGGCGCAACUGGAAAUGUAAUCAUGUUUGCUAAGAAGUAUCCCAGUAGUGCCGGCCUGCGUGACAGCAACGGAAGGACGUUCCUUCAUAUUGCCGUCCAGAAGAAGAAAAGGGGUUUAGUCGAUUUUGCGAGCAAAAAUCACUCCCUAAGGUGGGUUCUCAAUAUGCGCGACAAUGGUGGCGACACUGCACUUCACCUAGCGGUCCAAGCUGGGAGCCUUACAAUAUUCUGUGCUCUGUUUGGGAACCGGCAUGUGGAUAUGAAUGUCACCAACAAGAAAGGGCAGACUCCUCUCGACAUAUCACGAUUCAUGAUCCCACCAGAAAUGUUCUACAAUCAGAAUUCUGAAGCACAUAUACGCCGCGCGCUCACAAUGGUAGGUGCGAGAAGCGGCGCCUCUCGCCAGGAUCACUUUGAAGAAAGCUAUAACAAACUGCACCGAGCAUCGAAAGACAGAGGCAGUGACACGGAGAAUGUGAAAGACACAACGCAAAACCUAUGUAUUGGCUCUGUUCUCAUAGCAACAGUGACGUUCGGGGCCACUUUCGCCCUACCCGGUGGUUACGUAUCCGAUGACCACGCUAAUGGAGGCACACCAACCCUCGCCGGGAGGUAUGCUUUUGAUGCAUUCAUGAUGGCAAACAUGUUGGCCUUCAUUUGCUCCUCGAUAGCCACAGUCGGCUUCAUGUUUUCAGGGGCGUCCAUGGUUAACCUGGCGAGUCGCAAGUUCCACAUGCGCUCGUCCGUAUAUUUCAUGGCGACAUCGGUCACUAGCCUGACUGCCGCCUUUGCGCUAGGAGUGUACAUGGUGCUAGCUCCGGUUGCUUACAAGACUGCCGUUGCCAUGUGUGUCAUGAGUCCCUCCAUUCUGCUGUGGAAAAAUGUGGAUUACUGGAAACGAUGGGCUCUUCUUCCUCGACCGUUUUAUGCUAGGAAGGGGCUAUCCUGGACACUGAAACAGUUCGGCUCACUGAUCAUCCAGAGCACUCUAACUGAAUUUUGGCCUUUCAUGUUAAUCUUCUGUUGGGCUGCAUAUGCAAGGACAUAGUCUGCUUUAUGAAUUACUGUACCUUUUUAUGAUCGUGGAGGAAGAGUUGUAGUUCAGUUGCGCGUGGUGAACUUACUUUCGAGUGUU
Molecule: messenger RNA, 2331 nt
Organism: Triticum aestivum (bread wheat)
Lineage: Eukaryota; Viridiplantae; Streptophyta; Magnoliopsida; Poales; Poaceae
Product: protein ACCELERATED CELL DEATH 6
Exons: 3
Coding region: 97-2244 (715 amino acids)
Cellular component (GO): plasma membrane
Molecular function (GO): protein binding
Source: RefSeq, a predicted model, not a curated record